AUGGCGUCAUUCAGAAAGGUCGUCUUGGCUGCCAUCAUCAAGAGCUUUCUACGAGGAAAGACCCUGCUGCAGGCUAUUCUGACGUAUUGGAUCAGUCCUCUCAGUUGGAACGAGGGCAAGGGUCGCUUCGUCACCACCAAGGCCCCCCUCACCACCGUCCACGAAUUUCUCAAGACCGCUGAGACGGCCUUUCUCGGCCCCGUCAGUGGCCAUGGCCUCAACCGCCUGUCGGCAGACCUCAAGCGGCAAUAUCUAGACUGUCUCGAGUCGGACAUGCAGUGCAUGCUACCGUCAUUCAACCACCUUCUUCCCACCGGUGACGAGGCGGGUCAGUAUCUGGCUGUAGACGUUGGUGGCUCGACCCUGAGAGUUGCUGUCGUCGAGCUCUUUCACAGCCAAGACGACGCUGGUCGUCGCCGUCACGAGAACCGCAUCGUCAGUAUCCGCAGCUUCUUCAUCAGCCAGGCCAUCAAGGAUCUCGAAGGAGUUGCUUUCUUUGACUGGAUGGCCACACGUAUAUCUGAGACGCUAGCUGCCACUGACUUCCAGGGCGACGGCCCUCUUACUAUGGCCCUGGCUUGGAGCUUCCCCAUCGAAGAGACUCCCAGACAAACAUCACUCCGUUCUGGCAGGUUACUGGGCAUGGGAAAGUCCUUCAAGGCGAGCCGCGGCCUGGUAGGUCAGGAUCUGGGCAAGAUCAUCGAAUCCUCUUGCAAGACCAUGAGACUUGAAGUCACAAUCGAGGCCAUCAUCAACGACUCAAGCGCCUGUCUCUUAUCUCAGGCCUACACUCACCCUUCGACACGUUUCAGCCUCAUAUUGGGAACCGGCUUCAACGUCGGUGCCUACCUCCCUACCCCGCUCAUCGGUCGCCGCAAGUUUGCAUCCUACCCGGCCGGGUGGCUGGAACGUGCUAGUCAUACCAUUGUCAACACGGAGCUGAGCAUGUUUGGCCGCAACGCCCUGUCCCUCACAAAGUGGGACAUCCAGCUGUUAGACGGUCAUGCCAGGCCCGAUUUCCAACCUCUCGAGUACAUGGUCAGCGGCAUGUAUCUGGGAGAAAUUGCCCGGUUCGCCCUUCUCGAGGCCAUCGAGACGACCGGCGCCUUUGGCGGCAUCGUGCCGCCGUCGCUCAUCAAGCCUUACUCGCUUGGUUCCGACACUCUGUCCAUGAUUGAAAUGGACACAUCCGACGAUCUCCUCAAAGCCUCCGCCAUCUUCUCUGAGCGCCACCCGUCUCCCCACACACCCACGACCGAGGACCUGCUCCUCCUCCGCUCGCUGGCCACCUAUAUAUCGCUCCGUUCCAGCGCCCUCGUGGCUGCAGCCGUCUACACGUUAGAUCAAGUGCGCGGCGAGAGCCACAGGUCGUACGUUGCCACCCUCCCCGAGUCGUCCCCUCUCCGGCGCGCCGCCGAGGCCGAUCUCGCCCUCGACGAGACCGUCGUUGCUUUCAACGGCAGCGUCAUCGAGAACUACCCCAACUACCUGCUCAACUGCCAACGGUACAUUGACGACCUCGUCCGGGGCACUGUCGGCACAGGACCGGGGUCGGUAGCCUCCAUCAGGCUGGUCCCCGCCAAAGAGAGCUCGCUUGUUGGAGCGGCCGUGGCGUCGGCCUGUGUAAAGAGCAAUGCAUAA
Molecule: messenger RNA, 1641 nt
Organism: Geosmithia morbida
Lineage: Eukaryota; Fungi; Ascomycota; Sordariomycetes; Hypocreales; Bionectriaceae
Product: hexokinase
Exons: 3
Coding region: 1-1641 (546 amino acids)
Biological process (GO): glucose 6-phosphate metabolic process; intracellular glucose homeostasis; glycolytic process
Cellular component (GO): cytosol; mitochondrion
Molecular function (GO): D-glucose binding; mannokinase activity; fructokinase activity
Source: RefSeq, a predicted model, not a curated record